AUGCACCUGCCCGGCUGCGCCCCAGCCAUGGCCGACGGCAGCUUCUCGCUCGCCGGCCACCUGCUCCGCAGCCCGGGCGGGAGCACCUCGCGGCUGCAUAGCAUCGAAGCCAUCCUGGGAUUUACCAAGGACGACGGGAUCCUCGGCUCCUUCCCGGAGGAGCGGGUCGCCCGGGGUGCGAAAGAGCGGGAUAGGAGGCCGGGCGCGCGGACCUCCUGCCCCAAGGCGCCUGCAGGAGGCGCCGAGCCCUCCACGCCGCCCGCCCCGGCACCGGCUCCCGAGUACGAAGCCCCUCGCCCCUACUGCCCCAAGGAGACCGGGGAGGCGCGGCCGAGCCCUGGGCUGCCUGUCGGACCCCCAGCCCCCGGCGACUCGAAGCUGUCAGAGGAGGAGCAGCCCAAGAAGAAGCAUCGACGGAACCGCACGACCUUCACCACGUACCAGCUGCACGAGCUGGAGCGCGCGUUCGAGAAGUCCCACUACCCCGACGUGUACAGUCGCGAGGAGCUGGCCGGCAAGGUCAACUUACCCGAGGUCCGGGUCCAGGUGUGGUUCCAGAACCGACGGGCCAAGUGGCGGCGGCAGGAGAAGCUGGAGGUGUCGUCCAUGAAGCUGCAGGACUCGCCCCUGCUCUCCUUCAGCCGCUCCCCGCCCGCCGCGGCCCUGGCGCCCCUCGGGGCGGGCCCGGGCGGCGGCGGCGGCGGGCCUGCGGGGGGCGCCCUGCCGCUCGAGUCGUGGCUCGGGCCGCCGCUGCCGGGCGGGGGCGCCACGGCGCUGCAGAGCCUGCCAGGCUUCGGGCCGCCAGCGCAGAGCCUGCCCGCCAGCUACACGCCGCCGCCGCCGCCCUUCUUGAACUCCCCGCCCCUCGGGCCCGGCCUGCAGCCCCUCGGGCCGCCGCCGCCGCCGCCGCCGCCGCCCGCCUACCCGUGCGGGCCCGGCUUCGGGGACAAGUUCCCGCUGGACGAGGCGGACCCGCGCAACAGCAGCAUCGCGGCGCUGCGCCUGAAGGCCAAGGAGCACAUCCAGGCCAUCGGGAAGCCGUGGCAGGCCCUCUAA
Messenger RNA from Mesoplodon densirostris (Blainville's beaked whale), 1056 nucleotides. RefSeq names its product retina and anterior neural fold homeobox (gene RAX). The transcript has 3 exons. Gene Ontology annotation, biological process: positive regulation of transcription by RNA polymerase II. The record is from RefSeq and is a predicted model, not a curated record. Bases 1 to 1056 code for a protein of 351 amino acids. Gene Ontology annotation, molecular function: DNA-binding transcription factor activity, RNA polymerase II-specific; RNA polymerase II cis-regulatory region sequence-specific DNA binding. NCBI's taxonomy places the organism in Eukaryota, Metazoa, Chordata, Mammalia, Artiodactyla, Ziphiidae.